ACCACACACUUUCUCUCUUCUUCACUGCAAAACCUAGUUCAGUCUCAUUUCAAUGGCGUCCGCUGAUGUUGAGUACCGGUGCUUCGUUGGAGGUCUAGCAUGGGCCACCGAUGACCAAGCUCUCCAGGCCGCCUUCUCUCAAUACGGCGACGUUCUUGAUUCCAAGAUCAUCAACGAUCGUGAGACAGGACGUUCAAGGGGGUUCGGAUUCGUGACUUUCAAGGAUGAGAAGUCCAUGAAAGACGCCAUCGAAGGCAUGAACGGACAGGACCUCGACGGUCGCAGCAUCACUGUCAACGAGGCUCAGUCUCGUGGAAGCGGUGGCGGCGGUGGAGGCCGUGGUGGCGGCGGUGGAUACCGUGGCGGCGGCGGUGGAUACGGAGGCGGUGGCGGUGGAUACGGAGGUGGUGGAAGACGUGAGGGUGGUUACAGCGGUGGUGGAGGAGGCGGUUACUCCUCGAGAGGAGGUGGCGGCGGCGGCGGAUACGGUGGAAGACGUGAUGGUGGUGAAGGUGGAGGUUACGGAGGAAGCGGUGGUGGUGGUUGGUAAUUAGAUUAGGGUUUCAGGUUGUUGUGAUUGGACCGUUUCUGUUCAUGUUUCUGGUUCUCUAUGUGUUGUGUUUGGUUCUGCUGUUUUGGUGUGACAUGUUCGUGGUUAGGUAUCUGAUAUCUGGAAACGCAAUGUUAAAUCACUUUUAAUAAUCUUCCCUUGAGUUUCAUUUCACCGUUCUCUAAAUUAAUUAGAGUAAAUCUUAUACUAAUACGUAACGCAAUGCGUUUGGAGUAUUGGGAUCAUUGAAUCGUAAUAAUCUUUGAUAUCAUC
This is a messenger RNA of Eruca vesicaria subsp. sativa (arugula), 823 nucleotides long. Lineage: Eukaryota; Viridiplantae; Streptophyta; Magnoliopsida; Brassicales; Brassicaceae. The record is from the annotation of a GenBank genome assembly.